UUGUAAAAUAAUUAGCCCGGUCAGCUCACGCGUUGCCUUUUCUUUCUUAUUUUUACAUAGGAAUAAAUGCAAUAACUUCAAUAAUUUAGAUUUUAAUAAAACCCUGUGAUACUAAUUACGGCCGAGUGUGAACACGCGCUGCGGUGAUCAUGGAGACCGAUAUUUUAGACUCUCUAAACGAUAUCGGCUAUGAAGGCCCCCUCUCCGAUGAAACAGCCUUCACCGCUGCGCUGGCUGCGGGCCCCAAAUCCCUGGAGCUCACGAAGCUGGUGCACAUCCUGGCGGCCGAGCUGAAGGAGCUCCUGCACCUCGAGGAGACCGUCUCCAUGAUGAACAGUCCUGAUGAGUCUAACACGUUCCUGAUGGAGCUUAGUUCCUUUCUGAAGGAGUUGGGCUGCCCAUACACUAAACUUGUUACUGGCCACAUGUCCUCCCGCCUGCAAUGCACAGAGGACUGCGUGCUGCUGCUCGAGUACCUGGUGUCGGAGCUGAUGGCCGCGCGCAUGGUGCGGCACGACCGCCCGCAGACUGGACCCAACAUGGAGAUUGUUGUCCAAGAGUCCCCGACAGCCAGAGACCUCAAGAACAUCCUGAUCUCCCUGAAGUUCAACAAGCCGCCGCCCGGCAUCACCGCUGAAGUGCUGUUCGCUAAGCUGGAGACCAAGCUGAAGGAUACUAUACAGAAAGAAGGCGACAACCUAGUAGGCAAGCCUCUCUACAACAAGGCUCUGACGGAGAAACAAUGGCGUGAACUAGAGACGGCCUUCGCGGAGAUGAGUAAGGAGUACAAGCUGCGGAGAGAGACGCUUAUAACCAGGCUGGAGUGCACUAUACGGAGCUUUGAGUGGUCGGACCGCCUCAAGUGCAAGAAAGACGCCAUCCUCUCCGUCUCCCGCCCCGCCAUCUCCUCCUUAUCCCCCCGUCCUGGGGUCACUCUGAGUCAGCUGCUGGCGGCGCGGAGUUCCAUGUUGGAAGAUAAGAGGAAGAAGGAUGCCGAGAGCCAUGUCAGGGGGAUCGUUAUUGGGCCGGUGCCGGACCGCGGCGGGCGGCCCAGCGAGGCGCAGCCGCCGCCGCCCGAGAUGCCGAGCUGGCAGCAACGCACUCCUGGACAGCAGGGCGGUGGUCGCGGCGGGCCCCGGGGCGGGCGCGGGGGCGGCGGGGGCCGCGGGGGCGGGGGCAGGGUGCAAGGGGGGUAUAAUCAGGGCGGCGGCGGCGGCGGCGGCGAAGCACGUCCUCAAUCCAACUCAUCCGGCUACCAACAACAGAACAACCAGCGCUUCCAGAGCUAUCAAACGUACGAGGUGCCGCCGGGAGGGUACCAGAACCAAACCACAGGUUACAACCACAACCGAGGCGGCUACCAACAGGGCGGCGGCGGGUACAAUCAAAACCAAGAUAAUGGGUACCAAGGAGGUUACAACAAGAAUCAAGGCGGCGGCUAUCAAGGCGGAUAUAACCAGAGUCAGGGCGGAUAUGGUCAGAGGGGCGGCGGGUAUAACCAAGGCUACGGCAGCGGCGGCGGCGGCUGUAGUGGUUAUCAAGGAGGCUACCAGAACGAGCACGACGACCGCGACCGGCCCGCGCGCGGUCGCUCCAACUACAACCGCGGCGGGCGCCGGUAGAACACAUGUAGCCCACCAAGAAGCGUCCAUCUAUCGACAUCGCACGUAUCGGCCCAAUCGGACAGUUGGGAGGAACUAGCUAAGAUGAGGCCAGAGUGGCGUAACUCUAACGUUCACAAAGGCUUCCUCAAAGACAAUUUUGAAAAGUCUCGACUUCAAGACCUUGACGUGAAACGCCACUCGGAAGACACGCCCUAAGCCCUCGUACAACUAUACAUACAACAGAAUGGUACAGCUCUACUGUGCUCAGUGUGACAGGGUGUUCAAGACGAAGUUCGGACUUGCCAGCCACAUAAGAGCACAUAACAGAGUGUAGCAAGAGUCGCUGUUGUCGGAUACGACGAAGAGGACAUCAUCAACAUCGGCCCAAACGUAUUGUCAAAGAUGUAUAGAGAAACGGCGGCGGCGGCGGCAGUGCCGAUGAAGUGGACGCACUUGUGUGAAUGUCUACAAAGAAUACUGAAUGUGUGCGAUUUCAAAAGGUGGACGCUUAUCUUAAGGAACCUCGUAUCUGUUUCCUGACACAAGUUUGAUGAGUCAUGUUUUUGCCACAAUAAUUAUAGGUACCUAAUAAUGAAUGGAUAAACAACUAAAAUCUACGAAUGGAUUCCACCUGUUCCUAAGUUUUGUAUUGAAACGUUUUGAAACGCAUGACUUGAGAAAGUAUAUUUUAUAGCAGUCUGAAACUAGAACUUACGCAUCACGUAAAUGAUACUUAUGACUACGCUUUAGUAUGUUUUUUCAAUCGAAUAAUAAUAUAACUACUAUUUCUGCCUUAGCAAUAACAGAAACUGCCUAUAAAUUCGUGCUUAGAUUAUUAAUAUGUGUAUUGUGUAAGUUAUAGAAGCAAUGUUAGCUAAGGAACUGAACUAUUUAUUUGGUAAAAACCCGACAAUACAUUAUGUAUUUAUUUAUAUGCAAUAAAAAUCAUCUAGAAUA
Plutella xylostella (diamondback moth) is the source of this 2561-nucleotide messenger RNA. RefSeq names its product protein FAM98A. Gene Ontology annotation, cellular component: tRNA-splicing ligase complex. Lineage: Eukaryota; Metazoa; Arthropoda; Insecta; Lepidoptera; Plutellidae. The record is from RefSeq and is a predicted model, not a curated record.